CAUACAACCGCCACGCUCUCCCUUUCUUCUCAUUUGCCAAUUCCUUCGACCCGAAGCAAAACCCUAACAGAUCUCAUCAGAGAUGGCGAGUAGGUUCGGUUUCCAGUCCUCUGCGUCCGCGAAGAUGAUCGUCACCUCCACACCUGGGGCAGAUCUCGCCCUCACCAAUCUAGCCUAUGUCUCGCAGUCUGUUCUCCAAAACUUCGCCGUCCCUGGCUCCAAAAUCUACCUCGCUUUGGUUGGGGACGCCCACGUUCUCUCUCUUGCUCCCCAUGAAAGCAUAAAUGGUGAUCAAAUUGCUCUAAAUGCUAUUCAACGUCGGAACGCAAGAGUGUCUACUGGUGACCAGGUUAACGUGAGCAGAUUCAACCCUCCUGAUGACUUUAACCUUGCAAUGAUGUCACUUGAGUUGGAAUUUGUGAAGAAGGGUACUAAAAGUGAACAGGUCGAUGCUAUUCUCCUGGCCAACCAACUUAGAAGGAGAUUUGUUGAUCAGGUUAUGACAGCAGGGCAAAGAGUGUCGUUUGAGUAUCAUGGAAAUAAUUAUAUUUUUACGGUGAACCAAGCUGUCAUAGAGGGGCAAGAAAAGUCUAAUUCUCCUGAAAGAGGCAUGAUUUCAAGCGAUACAUAUUUUGUCUUUGAAACAUCAAAUGCGAGUGGAAUAAAGAUUGUUAAUCAACGCGAAGCUGCCAGUAGCAACAUCUUUAGGCAAAAGGAGUUCAAUCUUCAGUCAUUGGGUAUAGGUGGUUUAAGCGCAGAGUUUGCAGAUAUAUUUCGAAGAGCUUUUGCCUCUCGUGUAUUUCCUCCCCACGUGACAAAUAAGUUGGGGAUUAAGCAUGUGAAAGGCAUGUUGCUUUAUGGGCCUCCCGGUACUGGCAAAACCCUCAUGGCUCGUCAAAUUGGAAAAAUGUUGAAUGGCAGAGAACCUAAGAUUGUCAAUGGCCCCGAAGUCUUGAGUAAAUUUGUUGGUGAGACUGAGAAGAACGUUCGGGAUCUGUUUGCUGACGCUGAGAAUGACCAAAGGGCACACGGGGACCAGAGUGAUUUGCAUGUCAUUAUUUUUGAUGAAAUUGAUGCCAUUUGUAAGUCAAGAGGGUCGACUAGAGAUGGUACAGGUGUUCAUGAUAGCAUUGUGAACCAACUGCUUACAAAGAUAGAUGGUGUUGAAUCUCUAAAUAAUGUUUUACUUAUUGGAAUGACCAACAGAAAGGAUUUGCUCGAUGAAGCCCUUAUGAGACCAGGACGAUUGGAGGUUCAAAUUGAGAUAAGUCUUCCUGAUGAAAAUGGUCGCUUACAGAUUCUCCAAAUUCAUACAAAUAAGAUGAAAGAGAAUUCUUUUCUUGCUCCUGAUGUGAACCUUCAAGAGAUUGCUGCUCGCACAAAAAAUUACAGUGGCGCAGAGCUUGAAGGUGUUGUAAAAAGUGCAGUAUCAUAUGCUCUUAAUAGUCAACUAAGUAUGGACAAUCUCACAAAGCCAAUAGAUGAGGAGAGCAUUAAAGUUACGAUGGAUGGUUUUCUAACUGCCAUACAAGAAGUUAUUCCUGCAUUUGGAGCCUCCACUGAUGACCUUGAACGAUGCAGACUCAAUGGCAUGGUUGAUUGUGGCGAUCGACACAAACACAUAUAUCAAAGAUCUAUGCUACUAGUGGAACAGGUUAAAUUAAGUAAAGGAAGUCCACUUGUAACUUGCCUUUUGGAGGGACCGAGUGGCAGUGGCAAAACUGCAUUAGCUGCUACAGUUGGCAUCGACAGUGAUUUUCCAUAUGUCAAGAUUGUAUCUGCUGAAACAAUGAUUGGUCUUCACGAGAGCACGAAAUGUGCACAAAUUGUCAAGGUGUUUGAGGAUGCAUACAAGUCACCGUUGAGCAUAAUUAUUCUUGAUGAUAUUGAAAGAUUACUGGAGUAUGUUGCUAUUGGGCCUCGUUUUUCAAAUUUAAUUUCUCAAACAUUGUUGGUCCUCCUCAAGCGUCUCCCCCCUAAGGGAAAGAAACUUCUGGUGAUGGGUACAACUAGUGAAGUGAGCUUCUUAGAUUCAAUUGGUUUUUGUGAUGUUUUCUCUGUGACUUAUCAUGUUCCCACAUUGAAGACAGAGGACGCAAAGAAGGUAUUGGAACAACUGAAUGUUUUUGCUGAGGAAGAUGCUGCUGCUGCUGCAGAGGCACUAAAUGAUAUGCCAAUCAAGAAGCUGUAUAUGUUAAUCGAGAUGGCAGCCCAGGGACAGCAAGGUGGGGAUGCUGAGGCAAUAUACUCGGGUAAAGAGAAGAUUGAGAUUGCGCACUUCUAUGAUUGCCUGCAGGAUGUCGUUCGAUACUGAUUGUUAACUGUUUCCUGCUACAUUUCUUUUGGUUCCCCGAGCAUGGAGUUGUCUCCCAAAUUAUGUUCUAGUUUUCUUUACGUUUCCUCUCUUUUCCUUCGUGUGUGAGAGUUUUGAUUGCAUGUAUCCUAAAGCUUUUGCGGCAUAGUUUGAAUCUUGGGCUUUAUAUUUUUCUCGACCCAUUCACUAUGCCGAAUAGUAUUCUCUUCAUUGAUGUUGGCAGUUGUUUUUUUUUUCCCUGUAAUAAAUUAGGAUCCUAUAAUUGAUUCUCUUGGGUUUUGGAAAAUAUAGAUUUGAUAUAAUUACUGCUCUUU
Tripterygium wilfordii is the source of this 2628-nucleotide messenger RNA. RefSeq names its product vesicle-fusing ATPase. The transcript is spliced from 21 exons. Gene Ontology annotation, cellular component: Golgi stack. Gene Ontology annotation, molecular function: ATP binding; ATP hydrolysis activity. NCBI's taxonomy places the organism in Eukaryota, Viridiplantae, Streptophyta, Magnoliopsida, Celastrales, Celastraceae. The coding region runs from base 83 to 2314 and encodes 743 amino acids. Gene Ontology annotation, biological process: intra-Golgi vesicle-mediated transport; SNARE complex disassembly; Golgi to plasma membrane protein transport. The record is from RefSeq and is a predicted model, not a curated record.